Didymodactylos carnosus is the source of this 1335-nucleotide messenger RNA. The record is from the annotation of a GenBank genome assembly. Lineage: Eukaryota; Metazoa; Rotifera; Eurotatoria; Philodinida; Philodinidae.
AUGUCGUUGACUUCAUCUGAUUUAGAUACUAAUUCCCAGCACGAUUCAACAGCAACACUAGCCACUACUACACUUGACAAUAUUGAAAACUUCAAACACAUGGAAGAAACAUUGCUUCAAGAUAAUCCAAUCCUAGAUCAUCAGAUCUCUGAUAAUCUCUCAAGUUGGAUAAUAUCAGUCGAAUCUACCUUUGAGCAAUUAAAAUAUAAAGGAAGAUUAUACGUUGCCUUUGUUUAUGAUUUUUUGGAUACCACUUUACAAAAUUGGUAUGAUCAAACCUUUUCUCUUUUUAAAACAAACUGGAAUGAAUUUAAAACUUGUUUAACUUCUUUUUUUAUUCAACCACCAUCACUUACGAAAAUAACUCCAUCAUUCAAAACAGUAGCAUUUUCAUCACCACAGAAUGAUCCACAAAAAGAUGACAAUGAAAAAGGACUUUGUUUACAACAACAACGAGUGGAAGAAAUUCAAAACAUUUUGAGUGCCAUCCCAGGAUUUAAGGGAGACAGCGACGAAGUUUGGUUUCAGGAUUUGCUUUACAAAUUCGCGGAACUGGAUCUAGAGCCUGAUACUUUACUUUAUUAUAUCAAAAACAAAUUAAAUGGACCACCACUUAUUUGGUAUUAUGAAAAUUUUUUCAAUUUUGUUGACUUUUCCACUUUCGUUACGUCCUUUCGUCUCAAAUACAUCGAUCCACACUCUUCUUCUUCUAUCGUACAAAAUGACACAAAAUCUUCUUCUCUAAUCAAUAUCACUGAUCAAACUUCUGAAAAUCCAACAAAUCUCUCUACAACAUCUAUUCAUUCAUUUUCUUUAAAUUCUAAAAAUCAAUCCGUUGAAAAUAUUCUUCAAAAAACAUUAAUUAAAGAUAUUAUUAAGAAUCCUAAAACGUUUUCUGGUAAAGACAAUGUAUCAAACUGGCUAGAAGCCCUAGAACAAAAAUUUACAACAGCUAAAUGGCCAGAUCAUUUACGUCUCGAAUAUAUUUCACAAUUUUUAACAAAUGAAGCUAAAUUGUGGUAUAAAGAACGCAAAAAUCAUAUUACCACGUGGUCUCAAUUUAAAGUUGAAAUCACAAACGCCUACACAUCCUCGUAUGAAGUUACUCUGGCUUUCCAGCGCUUAAAGAACUAUCAACAAACGAAUGGUCAAUUCAUCAAACAAUACUAUGCUGAUAUCAUCAAAUUGUGCAAGGAUGUUGACCCUCAGAUGUCUGAACAAACCAAACUUCAAAAUCUUAUCGCAAAUUUAAAACCAUCAAUUAAAAUUAACAUAAUUGAAAAAGAUCCAAAAACAACAUCUGAUAUAUUUUUUAAAAUAUGCCAAAAUCACUGA